AUGGGACAGAUUUUGGGAAAGAUCAUCAUGAGCCAUCAACCGCAGCCCCAGGAAGAGCAGAGCCCCCAGCGGAGCACCUCAGGGUACCCCCUCCAGGAGGUGGUGGAUGAUGAAGUGUCGGGACCAUCAGCCCCUGGGGUAGAUCCCAGCCCCCCACGUAGGUCCCUUGGCUGGAAAAGGAAGAGGGAGUGUUUGGAUGAAUCUGACGAUGAGCCAGAGCAGGAGCUCGCCCCUGAGCCUGAGGAGACCUGGGUGGCGGAGACGCUGUGUGGCCUCAAGAUGAAGGCGAAGCGACGGCGAGUGUCGCUCGUGCUCCCUGAGUACUACGAGGCCUUCAACAGGCUGCUUGAGGAUCCUGUCAUUAAAAGAUUCCUGGCCUGGGACAAAGAUCUGAGGGUGUCGGACAAGUAUCUCCUGGCUAUGGUCAUAGCGUAUUUCAGCCGGGCCGGCCUCCCCUCCUGGCAAUACCAACGCAUUCAUUUCUUCCUGGCUCUCUAUCUGGCCAAUGACAUGGAGGAGGACGACGAGGCCCCCAAACAAAAGAUCUUCUACUUCCUGUACGGGAAGACCCGCUCUCGCAUACCCUUGCUCCCUAAGCUUUGGUUCCAGUUAUGCCGUUACAUGAACCCGAGGGCCAGGAAGAACUGCUCUCAGAUAGCCUUGUUCCAGAAGCGUCGGUUCCAGUUCUUCUGUUCCAUGCGCUGCAGGGCUUGGGUUUCCCCGGAGGAGUUGGAGGAGAUCCAGGCUUAUGACCCAGAGCACUGGGUGUGGGCGCGAGAUCGCGCCCACCUUUCCUAGAGCUCCAGGGACCGUGGAGGCCUGAGGUCAUCGGCCUGAGAGAAGAACACCGGACCCAGGGGAGAUGUGGAUUUUCAGCAGGAACUUUAUUCCAGUGCUAAUGGCAGACAUCAGGAAGGAGGAGAGGAACCAUUUGUGCAGAUCACCUAGAAGAACCUGGACCAUUCUUGACAGAGCUGAAUACAGUGAUCACGUUGUCCUCCAAGGAGCAGGGGUGGGGUGGGGUACUUCUAGGAGUCCUUGGAGAAAAGUAAGAAACCAGGAGUGUUUCCAGUUCCACCCUUUCCUGCGGCACCACCUCCCUUUUUAUAUUGCUGAAUGCCAACCUCCCUGGGACGGAACCUGGAGGUCCUGUUUCUUACGGACUUGCUUGCCACAGUCCAGGAGCAUUUGAAGGCAAAGUGCAGGGGCUCAGAUUGGCACAGAAUUCUUUGUGAAAUAUGAGUGCCACAGACUGUAACAGAUAGCUUCAUGCACACUAUGCAUUUUAUUGGUUUGUUUGGAAAAUGUUGGCCAUUGAAUUAUUAAUAGGUUUAUUUCAAAUAGUUUGGAAAUUGUUGUACUUUUGAAAACAUGCUGUUCCUGUAGAGUUCUUUGAUGAGAGUUAUAGUUGUUAUAUAUACAUAAAGAUAAUUUUCUUUUCAUUUUUAA
Messenger RNA from Pan troglodytes (chimpanzee), 1449 nucleotides. RefSeq names its product speedy protein E12-like. NCBI's taxonomy places the organism in Eukaryota, Metazoa, Chordata, Mammalia, Primates, Hominidae. The transcript is spliced from 7 exons. Gene Ontology annotation, biological process: positive regulation of cyclin-dependent protein serine/threonine kinase activity. The record is from RefSeq and is a predicted model, not a curated record. The coding region runs from base 1 to 798 and encodes 265 amino acids. Gene Ontology annotation, molecular function: protein kinase binding.